CUAGCGAAACGAAACCGAGCACGGUUGUAGUGUAGUCGCAUAUCGCUGAGAGCGUUUUCGGGUUCGCGUGUAUCAGUCAGUCAGAUUGCAGCAUUGGUCGUAUCGAGACGUGACAGUUCAGUCAUCCCGACCGAGUUCGAGUACGAGUUCGCCUCCCACUUCCGGUCGCUUCCGGAAAAUGCUGAGCCAGGUGUUGCCAAAACAGAGCACGAUUGGCAAGUUUUAGACUGUGUUAUUAUCGGAAAAUCAACCACAACAAACCGGUCGAUUCUCAUUGGAAUCGGUUUUGGUUUCUCGCACAGUUCAAUAAUAAAACUGAAACAACAAGAAAAGCUGCUAGUGUGAAGUGAAAUCGACCGUCAAAUUUGCUGACAGGAAGCCGAGCCUGUGUAAAUUGGUCAAAGGUUUAUAUAUAUAUUUUCAAACCAGCACGGGUAUAACAGUGAAGUGCGAGAAGAACCCACUGCAGAUAGGAGAGUUCACGUUGGGAAAAACACUGCACAGGUUUAUCUGCUGAGUGUUUUCCCCGUAGCCAAUACAAAACCAGCCAGGCUGAGACUGUGUGCGUGGUUCAGUGCCAGCCGACAGGACCUUCUCCAUCUGGUUGGUGCCAGGCCAAGGUGUGUCUGUGUGUUGCAUUGCAGCCCCGUUUUGUUUUGGCCCGUCACUACAAGAGUGCAAAUUGUCUAGCCUGGUCUAGUCUAGCUCUGGUGGCAUUGCCGUAUCGAAAUCGAGCUACCGACCGACCUGCCAAGGCUGACUGUGUUUCCGGCACCCGUGUGGACAUCUCUCGUGCGAGGGAAAUUGUGCUAUCCGAUUCGGAUACUGCUGUGCGGACGGUGCUAAAAGAAGGUAUUAAUCUAGGUGAUUAAUUCUGUUAGUGAAAAGUUUUGUAACUGUGUGUGAAGUUUUUGGAGAAAAGUUUCCCGACGGUGGGCAGCAUUUCAUUUUGCGGUGAAAUUCGUGGAAGUCACGGUCCUUUCUGUACCACUGCGUGGUUGAUUGACUGACAGGGUGCGGCAUACAGUUCGGUCCCGAGGAAAAGUUCUGAUAAAUCGAUCCGACUGUCAGUUCAAAGGUGAAACAAUUUUCCAUCCAUGCCAAUUUAAUCUUCAAAAGGAGACGAACUAUAACGUCAUCUCGAUGUCUGAAGUCAGCUGCAGAAUAACCUGCCCCGACAGGCCACCCUCGGAAGGACCUUGCAACUGAGCAAAUCGCGCUUUUAGUAACAUAUUUACCUAUCGCUUGGUCCGCGUGUCUGUGGUGCUACAUCCACUGACCUGCAACGCCUGCCAGACGCCACCACGGCAUCGUUUCGCCAUUCCGUAGAAAGAUGAUAAAAUCCUACAAACUGUACCUGACCCUGCUGAUCAGUUCGGUUUUCGUAAUUCUGUGUCAAAACCAGAUCUCAAUAGCAAAUUUUGUUAGCUCCUCGUCGGCUGCCAUAGUUGGUGGAAAUGGCCUUGGAACCAUCGACCAAGCGCCCGCCGUAGCUGAGGCACUGAUCGACCUAGCGGGUGUCGACCGAGGUCCGGGAGCCAUAGUCGACAAAAUUCGAUCCCGGAGUCUCACGUUCAAUGACGUCCGCCCCGGACCGGGAACGAAAUCGACGGAUCGUACAACAACCACACUAGGAAGCAGCAGUAGUAGCAGCACCAGUAUUAGUACUAGCACCGCUAGUACCACAACGAGCACAAGCACGAGUACCAGCACUACUACGUCCACAACCACCACCACCACCACUGUAGCGACGAGUUUCGACUCGGUACCCCAUGAACAAUCAACUAGAAGUAAUGAAAUACCCUUCAAGUUUCCGGUGGACACCCGGCUGCUGCCACCGCUGUACAUCAUCACGCCCACAUAUCGCCGUCCGGAGCAGUUGGCGGAAAUCACACGGCUCGGUUACACCCUGAAACACGUGCAGAACCUGUUCUGGCUGAUUGUGGAGGAUGCCGACAACCAAACCGAAGCCGUGACAAGACUGCUGAAGCAAAUCAAUGUGCCAUUUAUUCAUCUCACUGCUCCGAUGCCAGCCAAAUAUCGCAAGAUGAAGGUAAAACCCCGCGGGGUAUCAAACCGCAACCGAGGGCUGCAGUGGAUUCGGGCAAACGCUACCGAAGGCGUAUUCUACUUUGCGGACGAUGAUAACACGUACAAUUUGGAAAUUUUUGAACAGAUGCGGCACAUCCGUAAGGUAGGCAUGUGGCCUGUCGGUUUGAUUUCCAAGUACGGCGUGAGCAGUCCGAUCGUUGUCAAUGGAACCAUCACUGGAUUCUACGACGGCUGGAUCGGCGGGCGGAAGUAUCCGAUUGACAUGGCCGGAUUCGCAACCAGCGUUAAGUUUUUGCUGUCCCGGCCGAAGGCGGAGAUGCCCUUCAAGGCUGGCUACGAGGAGGAUGGCUUUCUGCGAAGUUUAGAUCCGUUGGAUCUCAAGGAGAUCGAUCUGCUAGCGAGCAACUGUACAGAGAUACUCACGUGGCACACACAGUCCAAGAAGAAUCCUUCGGCGACGGCGCUAAACUUGACGAAAUACGGUUCUACCAACCUGGUGAAGCUAACUCAAUAUUUAGUCUGAAGAAAUCGAACCAGAACGCAGGUUUUGUCUUACAUUUGUAAAAACAAAAAUGUUUUGCCAUAACGAAUCAAUCCCAAUCAACAACGGAUCCGAGAGAGGGAAAAAUUUCUCAAGGUGCUAUGUUUGAAUUCAACUCGAAAACUGGUGAACAAACCUUUUUCCAAGAUUGAUAAUAUUCAGCCAAUAUUUUUUGCGUUCUAAAAUAACAAUGAAUUUGUUAGUAAGUAAACGAUAACUAAAAACUAAAGUUUUAGGGGUACUUAAGGCGAAGGCGAAUGUCAACAAAGAGUGUAAGCAAGGUUUUGAGAUUGGUUUCAAGCGACUCGGAAUCCCCCCAAGAAGACAGACAUUCAGUCCAAAUGAACAAGUUUAAUUGUAUUAUACAAACCUUAGAUAGGAAAUAUACCAAAAAAUAGACCCUGAAGAUAAGUUUUAAUUCAGAUAUUCUACUUCCAUUGCCGAUAGCUAAGCGCGUGAAUUGAACUUAUAGAUUGUAUCCUAAUUGAGAAGUUUCCUUCUUGUUGUAAAUAUUUUAUGUGUUCCUUACUUACAAAUCGUUUGCUAGAUAUUUCUAUUGGGGCGCUCAGAUCGAACAAUGAACCAGUUACGAUCAGAUCUUAUCACACAAAAUAACAAAAUUCUUAGAUAGUUUUAGCUACUCAAUUUUUUUAAACAUCAAUGUCAUGUAAAUAGGGAUACUGUAAACAAAAUAUACUACUAUCAGGAACAUUUUUUUCAUAUCUACAUAACAUUCUUUGUUUUCGAUUAAAUGUACCUAGCUAUAUUCCAAAGAAUGAAACGAAUGCAUAUUGUGAAGAAUCUCUUGAAAAAAAAAAGAACGAGAGGUGAAUAUCAUUAGACCAGUUGCGACAGUUUGACUGACCGGAAAAUAAAUAAGAACGAACGAUGACAAAAAAUGCUCACAAGUAUUCCUAUAAUUACCAUUAUAGCUAGUAAUAUCCACCAGUUCAAGAUAAAGUGAACUGUUCAAACACAUGUGACCGCAAUGAGUGAUGCAAAACGAAAAGGAACGCAAUCGAGAUAAAUCCAAAACGAGCUUUUCCAAAGGAGAAAACAUAUACCAUUAUAAAUUAACUAACUUACAAUAAAAAACGUUAUCAUCUUCGAUUACAGGUUCACUGUUUAUCAUUACAUUGUAGUGCGUUUCUAAUAUUAGUUCAAAACUAUAUUUUUAAACUCAAAGUUGUAUAACAUAGAUAGCCUUUUCGCUGCAACCCACGAACAACAAGACAUAAAUUCUUUGUUAGAUAUCAUUUCAAUCUAAUCUGUUCUUUGCUGAUACUUCUUUCGAUAGUAUUUCCUAAGCUGAACAACUUUACAAUAAUUAAAAUAUCAAUAAAUGAUAUUUUGGUAAACGAUGAA
Wyeomyia smithii (pitcher-plant mosquito) is the source of this 3958-nucleotide messenger RNA. Its product is annotated as galactosylgalactosylxylosylprotein 3-beta-glucuronosyltransferase P. The record is from RefSeq and is a predicted model, not a curated record. Gene Ontology annotation, biological process: carbohydrate metabolic process; chondroitin sulfate proteoglycan biosynthetic process. Gene Ontology annotation, cellular component: Golgi membrane. NCBI's taxonomy places the organism in Eukaryota, Metazoa, Arthropoda, Insecta, Diptera, Culicidae. The transcript is spliced from 7 exons. Bases 1334 to 2575 code for a protein of 413 amino acids. Gene Ontology annotation, molecular function: galactosylgalactosylxylosylprotein 3-beta-glucuronosyltransferase activity.